GGCCCGCUGUGAGGAGCUCCGCGCUCGCGCCGCCGCCCGCCGCCGCCCUCUGCUCCCGCGCCCGGGCACUUGGGCUCAGCUCCUCGCGGGAACCCAUUGUAAGGGCGAGUAGAUCCUAUGGAAAAUGGCCUUCAGUGAUCUUACAUCGAGGACCGUGCGUCUUUAUGGUAAUUGGAUCAAAGAUGCUGAUCCAAGAGUUGAAGACUGGCUCCUCAUGUCCUCGCCUCUGCCACAAACCAUCAUCCUGGGACUCUAUGUCUAUUUUGUCACAUCCCUGGGACCAAAGCUCAUGGAGAAUCGAAAGCCCUUUGAACUCAAGAAAGCGAUGAUAACGUACAAUUUUUUCAUAGUACUCUUUUCUGUGUAUAUGUGUUAUGAGUUUGUGAUGUCUGGCUGGGGUACAGGUUAUUCCUUUCGAUGUGAAAUUGUUGACUAUUCACGCUCGCCUACAGCAUUGAGGAUGGCACGCACCUGCUGGCUUUAUUACUUCUCCAAAUUUAUUGAGCUCUUAGAUACUAUCUUUUUUGUUCUGCGUAAGAAAAGUAGUCAAGUGACUUUCCUGCAUGUCUUCCAUCAUACCAUCAUGCCAUGGACCUGGUGGUUUGGAGUCAAAUUUGCUGCAGGUGGUUUGGGAACAUUCCAUGCCUUUCUAAAUACAGCUGUACAUGUAGUCAUGUAUUCCUACUAUGGACUGUGUGCAUUGGGACCAGCCUACCAGAAGUAUUUGUGGUGGAAAAAGUAUUUGACAUCAUUACAGCUUGUCCAGUUCGUUAUUGUCACUGUACACAUAGGCCAGUUCUUUUUCAUGGAGGAUUGCAAGUACCAGUUUCCAGUCUUUCUGUACAUCAUUGUGAGUUACGGGUGCAUCUUUCUGCUUCUCUUUCUCCAUUUUUGGUACCGUGCUUACACCAAAGGUCAGAGGCUACCCAAAACAGUGAAAAAUGGAAUCUGCAAAAACAAAGAUCACUGAAAUUCAAGCACAGCAUCAAUCUAUGAAUAAGACUGAUAACCUUGUCUUCCUUGACAAUCAAGAGAUAUUUCCAUGUGCAGUGCAUUUUGUAUAUUUUUCAAAAUCAAGAGCUUGUAUUUUUAUGAUAAGUUAUUCGGGUUUCUGAUAUUUGAGAGCCCAAAGCUCCCAGAUAACAGUCUUCUGAUAAUUAGAGCCUAAAGCAGCCCGUUUUUCAGCUGCUUUUAAACCUAAUCUAAAGGUUUUAUUUAACACAUUUUGUUAGAUUGAAAGAAGGAUGUGAAACAGUAGAGUACUCUUCAAAGAAGUCCAGUAUAAAUGAAAAAUAUCAUUAGAUAUUUUGAGCACGGACAGAGAUCCAUGCCAUACAGUAGAUUCCUUCUGCCAGGUCUGGAAACCUUUAACUGUGGGCUCUGGCUUUGUUGCUUGUUAACUAUAUUCAGAAGACAGUGUAUUUACUCUAAACUUAAAUUCCCAUUCUAAAGAGCUAAUAGGGUGAAUGUUAAGUGUAUUUUUGAUCAGUUAUCAUUUAAAAUCACUAAUGGUAAUUUUUAAUGGAUCUCUUGAGUAGCCGGCACCAGUUUUGCUUGUAAGACUUCCUCACAACGCUUUUGUUGUAUAAUCUGUUUAAAAGUGACAAUCCUUUAGGGUAGUACAUGGAUGCACUUGAAACUAAGGUUAAGUUAUUAUUUUGAAAACAAGGUGAUUUGUUCUGAUGGCUUAAUGAACACUUUGCUAUUACCAUCUUGCAAUGAACUUUGUAUAUUUCAGGAACGAGG
Messenger RNA from Kogia breviceps (pygmy sperm whale), 1746 nucleotides. It is a transcript of the gene ELOVL7, whose product is annotated as ELOVL fatty acid elongase 7. Lineage: Eukaryota; Metazoa; Chordata; Mammalia; Artiodactyla; Physeteridae. The record is from RefSeq and is a predicted model, not a curated record. Gene Ontology annotation, molecular function: fatty acid elongase activity. Gene Ontology annotation, cellular component: endoplasmic reticulum; endoplasmic reticulum membrane. Gene Ontology annotation, biological process: very long-chain fatty acid biosynthetic process; sphingolipid biosynthetic process; fatty acid elongation, monounsaturated fatty acid.